AUGGAAUUGGAAGUAGGAAAAGGCCAAAACGAAUCUGUUAAUGCUGCUGUAACUCCACUUGUAACUACUUGUGGAUGGAAAAGGUCCAUUGAUGGUCGCUUUAUGAGCAAUUUGAAGGAUUUUGUGAAUACCCCUAUGGCUGAUCACAAGGUUUGCUUCAAAAAUACUAUUGACAAGAAGGUUGAAAAUUUUCGAAAGCAAGUUCGUAGGCUUAAAAGGUGGGAAAAGUUCUGCGACCAUCCAAUGGCUGCCCGCAGAGGAGAAUCAUCCGACAUGACACACGCAUAUGCAACUUUUGAUCAAUUUUAUUAG
Molecule: messenger RNA, 312 nt
Organism: Solanum stenotomum
Lineage: Eukaryota; Viridiplantae; Streptophyta; Magnoliopsida; Solanales; Solanaceae
Exons: 2
Coding region: 1-312 (103 amino acids)
Source: RefSeq, a predicted model, not a curated record